CUUAUUAGUCAUCCCUUCGGCUUAAUGAGACCCAUUGAAAAGGCACAGUAGAACACCUGCAUGAAUCAAACAUUCCUGAAUCUCUCCAGAAGAGUCUUACUUUUGCUUAAACGCGGGCAAGGAAAGGGGGUCGUGGCUUAACAUUAGCCAAUAAGGGGGAUAUUACAGUAUCGCUUCAUGGGUUUAUUUAGACUGAUUCUACGGUUUGACAAGCAGCUGUAAAGAAAAAAAAAACAGAAAGAGAAACUCGGGAAGAUUUUAUAGAGGAGCAUUGUGGACCUACGAAUUUUAUUCUUAUCUAAUUUAUAUCUAUCCAUUGCUCUUUAUAUAUUUUUAUCACUCCUGAAAAUGAAACUUUGGACUUUUCCCUGGCUGCCUUGCCUGGUGAUACUCAUCUUAUGUUUUGGAUCAGAGUGCGGGACUGUCCGGAGAAAGGGGAGAUCCAAAAGGGACUUGGUGCGUAUCAGGGAGGCGAAAGCCACCUUCCCAGGGGCUUGUGCCACACGUCUGCCGCGGGGCAAACGCUCCUUGCCCGGCAUGGAACGACGGGUGCCUCGCCAGCGUCGGCGCUCCUCUCAGGCGGAGGAGAACUCUCCAAGUCGGGUGAAAGCUGUUUAUUUUACCGGCAGGGGAGACCAACUUCGGCUUAAACCGGGCGUGGAGAUACCGAGAGGGAAUUUUACUCUGGAGAUGUGGAUCAAACCAGAGGGAGGUCAACGAUCUCCUACGGUGAUUGCAGGUCUGUACGAUAAGUGUUUCUACGCCUCCAGCGACCGGGGUUGGCUGCUGGGCAUCCGGGCAGUCAGCGAGCAGGGCAACCGUGACCCACGCUUCUUCUUCUCCCUAAAGACGGACCGUGCCCACAAGGUCACCUCCGUCCACUCCAACGCCCGCUACCUGCCCAACACCUGGGCCCACCUGGCAGUCACCUACGACGGGCUCUACAUGAAGCUCUACGUCAACGGCGCCCAGGUGGGCGUCAGCCGUGAACAGUCGGGCAACGUCUUCAGCCAUCUGACCAAGAAGUGCAAGGUGCUGAUGGUGGGCGGGAACGCUCUGAACCAUAACUACCGGGGGACUGUGGAGAGGGUAAGUCUGUGGAGGGAGGCCCGGGGACAGAGGCAGAUAAUCAGGGACAUGCAGGGUCACGAAAAUCCUCAAGAUGCACCUCUGCUGGUGAUCAGGGAGACCUUUGAACACCCUGCCCGGAAGUGGCUGACGGUGAAGGAUGGGAGCUUCCCCCAGCCAGAGGAGGGUUGCAGCAGGGUGGGGCAGGCUGGAGUAGGGGUAGGAGAAGGUGGAACUGGAGGGUCUCUGGACACUACCCUGGAACCCCCGCCCUGUGGUCAAACUGUCUGCGACAACGUGGAAGUGGUGACCAACUACAACCGCACCUGGACCUUCCGUAAGUCCAAGACGGUGCGUUACCGUGUGGUCAACGUGUGGGACGACGCUCGGCGCCGGCCCACCGUCACACCUCGUCAGAUCCACCUGCAGCACCAGCAACUCAACAACGCCUUCGCCGUCUACAACAUCACCUGGGAGCUGAGCGUCCACAACGUCACCAACUCCUCGCUGCGCCACCGUCUGGUCCUGGCCAACUGUGACAUCAGCAAAGUGGGUGACGAGGCGUGCGACCCAGAGUGCAACCACACGCUGACGGGUUUAGAUGCGGGUGACUGUAUUAGGCACCGUAGCCACUGCCCUCAGUCCAAGCAGGGCAACGGGGUGUGCGACCCCGAGUGUAAUUGGGACAACUUCUUCUACGACAACGGAGACUGCUGUAACCCCAAUGUGACGGAUGUGACCAAGACCUGCUUCAACCGCUCCUCUCCACACAGAGCCUAUUUGGAUGUAAAGGAGCUGAAAGAGAUCCUGAAUCUGGAUGGCUCCACUCACCUGAACGUCUUCUUUGCCAACUCCUCUGAUGAAGACCUGGCUGGAGUCGCUACUUGGCCGUGGGACAAAGAAGCAUUAACACAUUUGGGUGGCAUUGUUCUGAAUCCCUCCUUCUACGGCACAUUUGGUCACAACCACACCAUGAUCCAUGAGAUCGGCCACAGUCUCGGGCUGUACCACGUGUUCCGGGGGAUCUCAGAGAUUGAGUCCUGUAACGAUGCAUGUCUGGAGACUGAGCCCUCGUUGGAGACAGGAGAUCUGUGUGAAGACACUAACCCCACGCCCAAGUACAAGCACUGCAGAGACCCUGAGCCUGGCAACGACACCUGCGGGCGUCGCCACUUCACAAACACACCGUACAACAACUACAUGAGCUACGCAGAUGACGACUGUACGAACUCUUUCACCUCCAACCAAGUUGCCCGGAUGCACUGCUACCUGGACCUGAUCUACCAGACGUGGCAGCCCGAUCCCAAGCCACCCCCUGUGCCCAUGGCACCCCAAGUGGUGGAGCAAGAGCAUGCCGCCAUUACCCUGGAGUGGUUCCCGCCUAUUUCCGGCCACUUCUACGACAGAGAAGUGGGAUCAGUGUGUGAUAAAUGCACAGAGGGCCGGGUACUGAUGCAGUACGCAUCCAACUCCUCGUCCCCCCGACCCUGCGCCCCCUCUGGACACUGGAGCCCCCGCGAGGCCGAAGGACCUCCAGACGUGGAGCAGGCAUGUGAGCCUAGCGUGCGUACCUGGAGCCCCAACGCCGGCAUCGAGCAGUGGGUUGUGGGGCUGUCUGAGUGCCCCCUGCAGGGUUGCAUGCUCCAGCUGGAGUUCCCCCACCCACUAGUACCCGACUCCCUCACCGUGUGGGUCACCUUCUUCAGCCCCGAGGAGAUGGCCCUUCCCGCCAUCCACAACAUCCUGCUCCUGACCGUCAGUGGAAACAACCUCUCGUUGGGUCCUAGUAACGUGUUCUGUGAUGCGCCGCUGACGCUGAAGCUGGACGUGGAGGAGGAGGUGUACGGCGUGCAGUUCUUCACCAUGGAGCAGCAUCUGGAGAUUGAUGCCACCCUACUGGCGUCCAAGCCCGACUGCCCGCUGUGCCGCCACUGCAAGCCACUCAUCCACCGACUGCUGCGUCAGCCGCCAUUCUCCCAUACCCCCCAUGGCGUGCUGUUGAACAACCCUGCCAGGCGAUACACUGACAGGGACGUGGUACCAGGCAGCGUGUACACCUACCAGGUCCAAACCAUCUCCGCCCGCAGUGAAAGUGAACCGUCUCCACCCCUCACCCAUCAGAUUGGGGCACCAUACUGCGGAGACGGACACGUCCAGAGGUAACUUGGAGAGGAGUGUGAUGAUAUGAACUCCAUGAAUGGAGACGGCUGCUCCAGCCAGUGUGAGAAGGAGCCCUUCUUCAACUGUGUCGAGGAGCCCAGUAUGUGUUACUUCUACGACGGGGAUGGAGUGUGUGAGGACUUUGAGCGGGAGACCAGCGUGAGGGACUGUGGCCUGUACACCCCCAGUGGGUUCCUGGACCAAUGGGCCACAACCGUACUGGUGUCCCACCAGGAGAGUCUCUACUGCCCAGCCGAGGUGGCCGCCGGCUACCCUGCCGUCACUAAAACAUGCCAGUCCAAGGUAUUUGACCUUUCUGACGGAGUGUCCCAGUACGCCUGGUUCCCCUGCAGAGAGGCCCUGCAGUCCUCCAGAUACCCUCAGUACUGGCUCAAGGCCAACUUCUCCCACCCCAUGGUGGCUGCUGCUGUGAUAAUCCACCUAGCUGCAGAUGGUACGGGCUACAUCGACCAGACGCAGUGCAACAUCACUGUUAAACUGGUGGACACCAAGGAGGUCAUCCACAGCUUAGGCGAUUGGCGUCUGAGCUGCAGGACCAACCCCCUGGUAAUCCCAGUGAGCCAUGACCUGAGUGUGGCCUUCUACCACACCAAGGCCAUCCUGGUCGAGUUCCGCUCCCACCUGGUAGCCAUCUCUGGCGUGGGCCUGCGCUCCUUCCAGUUCUUUGACCCAAUCACCAUCAGCGGGUGCCAGAGCAACGAGAUCUACAACCCCAUGGGUCAGAGCUGUGUCCAUUACUCGUGUGAGGCCAUCGACUGCCAGGAUCCGCUGAUCCGCAAUGCAGAGCUCAAGUGCAGCAGUCUGGGCUUCUUCAACGGAGCUCGCUGCACCAUCACCUGUAACUCUGGCUACGUCCUGCAGGUCCACAGAGACGAUGACAUCAUCAAGACUCAGUCGGACUCAACAGCGACCAUCACCUGUGCAGAUGGAAAGUGGAAUAAGCAGGUGUCGUGUGAGCCAGUAGACUGUGGCCUACCAGACAAGUACCACGUCCACCCAGCCCACUUUAACUUCCCUGAGGGAACUACUUAUGGCAAGAGGAGUACCUUCCAGUGCAGGGAGCCUGCCCAGCUUGUAGGUUCUAACAACACCCUGACGUGUCUGGAGGAUGGUCUGUGGUCGUUCCCCGAGGCGCUGUGUGAGCUGCGCUGUCCGGCAUCGCCCCAUGUGCCCAACGCCAUGCUGCAGACCAAGCGCUGCAACGACACAGGCCUCAAAGUGGGCUCCCUCUGCAAGUACAAGUGCAAGCCGGGCUACCACGUCACCAACAAGCCCAAAAGGCGAGCAUUUAAGCGUCAGUGCACAGAGGACGGCAGCUGGCUGGAGGGGGCGUGCGAACCGGUGACCUGUGACCCUCCGCCCGCCAUCUUCCACGGCAUGUACCAGUGCACCGACGGCUUCCGCUUCGACAGCACCUGCUGGAUCAACUGCCCCAGAGCCAACCACACGGUGAGACCGCUGCACUCCGCUCCAUGCAAGCAGGGGCCCAGCACCAAUGUGAUCCGUUGUAGGAAGGACGGCAACUGGACUGGUUCCUUCAAGCUCUGUCCUCAGAGCAAGGGACAGUGCUCUCUACCUCAAAACCUUAACCCUAGCAUACGAGUCAGCUGCAAGAAGGGACAUGGAAUAGGUGAGGAGUGUGAGCUGACGUGCAGGGACAAUAACAGCGACGUGGUGAUCCUGCUUAGCAACAUGACCGCAGACAGCAUGCGCAAGGAGCACUGGAGAAACCCACCCAAAGUCAAGAAUAUAGUGUGUACAAUGGGACUGAAGUGGUAUCCACAUCCAGAGGUGCUCCACUGCAUCAAAAGAUGUGAUCCGUUCAUUGGAGACAAUUACUGUGACUCGGUCAACAACAGAGCCUUCUGUAACUACGACGGAGGGGACUGCUGCCACUCCACCGUCAAGACCAAGAAGGUAAUCCCGUUCCCCAUGUCCUGUGACAUACGGGAAGACUGUGCCUGCCGAGACCCCAAAGCUGCAGAGAACAGGAAAGAAGAGCACGUCCACUCCCUGGGGUGACACUCCUUCCUUGCGCCCCCCCCCCCCACCCCAAACCCUCACCCCAAAACCACCCACACCUGGACUGGGACCGAAAGCGACCCGCUGUCCCCUUCCUCCCCCUAACCUCCUCCACAUGCUGCUUUACAGGAGUAGCUCUCCACCCAUACUGCACCCCCCUAACAGACACCUGCCUCCGACUUCUCCACAUUGGGAAAGAUGAACAGACCAGACUAGAUAGGCUAAGGGAAAACCCAUUUCUUAAAGAAAGGAAAGAAUCUGCAAAGUCACCAACCACCAAAACAUCUACAGCAAGAGAAAAAAAGAAAACACAAAUACAAAACAUUUUUUGGAAUGAACAAUAUAUAUAAAAAAUUAGCCCAAAACAAACCCAGACUGGAUAGCAUGUCUUUUGUUUAGUUUGGUGCCAGCUUCCGUGUCCAUUUAAAACCGUACAAUCUCAUAUGAUUCUCCCUCAGCCCCCCCCCCCCUAAAAGAUAUGUUAUCCAUAUCAUAUGGAAGGGGGGGGAUUGAAGUCAUCAAUGGUGGCACUGAAUGACAGACAGAAGGACUAUUGCCAAAAUAACAGAUAGUAUGAAUGCACUUGACGUGCCCUCAUGUUGUAUUGCUCCAGAGCUGGUGAGAGUGCCAUUCCUGGAGAUAUCACAGCACAGGGUUCAGGCUGUCAGUUCCCUCUGUCUUCUAUCGAUGGAAAUGCGUUUUCUUUUUCUUCAUAUAUCACAGGCUUAGAAGUUGGUGGGGAUAUAGGCGACCAUAUUGAUAAAGAGAUUCAAACCAGAGAAGUCUAACAUAUUACAGGAAGUGACAUCACAUGCAAUGAAGACAUAUUGCAAUGCAAAAAAAAAAAAACUGUUAUUAUGGCUGCUCCUGCUGCUACUACUUUUGCUGCUACUUUGCCAUAUGACCAACUGCAUACUAUUACUACCCAGUGAGGUUGGACGGAGCCCCGUCUGCCGUACCGCUUACCUCCUAACACCAUGCAUUAGUGGACACUUGUAUCUGCAUGUACAGUACACUCAACUCAAACCGAGAAUAAACACUCCUGCAACAUUGCAAAUGGUUAGUGGAGAAAAACCCCCAGUUGCAAUAGCCUCAUAAUGUUGAUGUCUAACCUCAGAAAACAUAACACCUCACAUUUCCAUUUCUAUACCUUUUUGGUUUAUGCAGUCCAAUAGGCCUAAGACUUAAUAGGUUAUUUGUCUAUCAGAGAAUAUACCAGAAAUGUCUCACCAAAAGCAAUGUUGACUCGACACAAAAAUGCAAUACUUAAUACUGAAUUUAAAACGACUUCAAGAAUGUGAUUGACACUUGAAAACACAGAACCUGGUGAAUAGUAGUCAGUGUUCAUUCACAACUACAUCCUCCAACGGUUUCCAGCGGCAUAGUAUAGCCUUGACUUCAAUAGGCUUAGUUCAACAGUACAUACGCAUACAAACAACAUGGAGGCUUUCCUCAUUUUAGUAGACAUCUGGAUGUAUUCAUUGUCAACAAGUAGCAUUUAGAACAGCAGUAGUAGUAGUACAUUUUAUGCCUAAGACACUAUUGUCUUGGCUUCUCUUGAGCCCAAUGGCUUGACAGACUGCAUGUGUUUAGUAGCCCAGCUUGGCCUUUUCUUACCUGCAUUAGUGCUGGAGGUGCCAUCCCUGGCACUAGUAGUGUGACUUUUGUACCUAUCCCCCCCAUUAACCACACAACAACCUUUACUUAAAAUAGACUCACCUUUCAUAGCCCAGAAACAAAUGUGCAAAUACAGAUACACUCACACACACACACACACCUGUAUAACUGAGUCCUCCUCAUCAGCAUAUUGUCAUGAAGGCUGCUUGGCUUAAGGUCCACAGGCUGCUGCUCCAUGUUUCAGCCAUCCCUGGGCUAUCUGGUCAUAAAUGUAUACAACCCUGUGUAUUCCUCUUAGGCUACGUUCACACAGGCAGCCCAAUUCUGAUCUUUUUUUCAUUAAUUGACCGAUCACAUCAGGUCUUUUCACAUCAGCUCUGAAAAAGACAGAUUAGUGAAGAAAAUAUCAGAAUUGGGCUGUUUUCAGUCCAUGUCUCGGAAGUUCAGCGUCACAGCUUGAUUGAAAUGUAAAGGCAUUUGUUCUUGCGUUAGCGGAGACUGCAUUCACUGUAAACGCUGCAUAUAUCGACUCAAUCGGAAAUAACCUUUACAUUUUUCUAGCGCACAAUCUGUAACGCUUAGAGCCCUUGAAUAGAGCCCUAAACGCUCUCAUCCGGUAUGGACCAAUGGGAUGGUCCCUUUGACUCCUCAACAUAGGCUGCUAUAAGGCAUUCCAGAAUAUUCCCAUACACCUUUCAGUUCUGACCAAUCACUGGUCAUCAUAGAUACAGACAGAGUAGAGAGAUAGUAGGACAAUACCACGUCACACAGUAAAGUAGGGAGACAUUUCAACGUCAAAUGUACAAUGUAAAUAUGACAUUUUCAGUGUAAUACUGCUUUUUUUACGCCUGUAGAGGUGAAAAAAGACAACUUUACAAUUGUUCUCCUGUUAAAUUUUCUCAUUUAUGUUACAUUUUUUACAAAAUGUCGUAAUAUUUCAUCAGUAUUUGUAUUAUUUACCUCAGUUACUGCACUUUUAGGUUGCCUUUUAAGAAGAAAAAUAUAUGUCAAAACGUUUAGAAGCUGCUAUUGUCAGAAAGGUGAUUUGAAAAAGUGUAUGAUGUUUUUGUCAUUUGACACUCCUAUGCUAUUACUAUUAGCUUUCCUGUGAUUAGCAUCGUUGUAUUCCCACCCGUAUCCAUUAUCAUAUGAUUACGAUAUUAUUGUAUCAAGGCUAUAUAACCUGGGACUUGCGCCAUUUUUUUAAAUGUAGGUUCAAAUAUAAGUCAGAUGUACACGUUUUGAAAUAUUAUACAUGAUAUGAAAGCAUUAAUGUAUUUUGUGUUCCUCCUGGUUAGGAGACAAACGUUAAAUUUUUUUCUCCAUGGUUUGUGUAAUGCACCAUCGUGGCGUGGAAACCAUGGAACCAUGGAGAACGGAUAACUAAAUGAAGAAACUACCCCCCAAAAAAGGGACUCUAGAAAGUUACAGAGUUUAAAGACUUUAUUAACCUGAGUGAAGGAACUGUGGAGACUACAUUCAUUGUUAUAUAGCCUACAUCAGCUUCGACAAUUGUGCAUUUAACACUUUAUACAAUAUAUAUAUCCCUGGUAAAUUGAACUGUGUUAUGUUGAUAUAAUCAAAUGGUAUGAAAUAAUACUCCAAAUACUGCUGCUUUCAUUAGAGAUAUUACUAGUAGGGAGAGAUUCAACAGCACUACACAAAGCCAACAACCGUACUGUGGAUUAUCAUCAUCUGCCAACACUCUCACAGGACUUCUAAAAAGUCAUCCAUAGACUAACCCAAGGGUUAUCUUGCCAUUGGACCCUCCCUUCCCUCAAACUGGACAAACAUUAUAGAUCUGUCAUCUCUUUCACCCCCCCUUUCUUUCACUUAACUACAGCUCCUGUCUUCGACACUGUCUUGUGUCGUCAUCCUCAUCAAUGUCAUUACACAGUCCGGAGACCAGAAACAGUGACUCUCCGAGAAAGGGAUAUGACAGUCUUUACAGAAUGUGACUGCUUCUGUGUCAACAUGUACACAGCCCAUGAUGUAUGGUCUGGCUUUAGUCUUCUGAUGUGUUCUCUGUACUGGGCAAGGUACUGUUCCAAAGCCAUAAAGCCAGGACGUUAUGAAAUGAAGUUUCAGAUGUGAUGUUUUGUAUACAAGAACAUCGCCUCUCUACUGUAAGCCACCACAACAUACCUUCGCUGUACCUCAUGCCUGUAAUGUUUGCUGCUUCUAUAUGUUGGUAUUUAGUGAUUUUUGCGUCUCUUAGCAAUGGUGUAAAUAGUAGAACUAUUUAUUGAGAGUGUUAUACUUUUUUAAGUUAUAUUUAAUGUUCAUGUAAAUUAUUUUUUACAUUGCUCUUAUAAACAGACAUAUUGGUUGUGAGUUAAAACCUAUUUUUUAUCUUCCUUUAAUUGUCAUUUUAUUUCUGUCACAAUGCCGUUGUCACAAUGCCGUUGUCACAAAGCGCUGGUCAAGGUUGUUGUCUCAUUGGUCACUGGGGUAGAUAGACACUACUCUCGCCCAUUGAGAAUUCCCCACAUGUUUAUGCAGUGCAGAAGUAUAAUUUCUUUCAUUUCUAUAUUGCAAAUCCAGAAUGUUCUGUCAUUUUCCACAUUUUAUUUUAUUUGAUAACUCUUCAAUAGUAAACCGAACUUGCUCUAAGGGGAGAACCUAUAUCAUGUUGAAGUAGGUAGAUCCAUACUCAAUGAACUCUGAGGAGUGGUCAGGCAGCCGGGGGUGCUCCAGGUGGGUUGAUGAUAGAGGGGCUAGAGAAGGGGUGGGAUGGGUGGAGGUGGGCUGCUUUUCCUGGCGGUCCUGGGUAUUUGUCCAGGUGUAAAAACUGUGUACACACAGAGCUGCCCCUGGGCCAGGACCGAUGAGUCUCCAAGUUUCUCUUGGAGGCGGCGGCUGUUCACUGCAGCACUCCCCUCCUGACACUCCGGGCCAUCUGUCACUGUCAGGCUGGCGUAGCGGUCAGGUCGGAUAGGGAAUGCCUUGGAGGUGAGGUGGGCCGCAUGGAAGAGCAGGGAGGAGGGAGAACUGGAAUACUACCUAACAUAUGAGCCCUAGAGUGCAGCAGGUUGAGGAACUGCUCUGUCCUUCACUGUCAGACCAGAGGAGUAAAAUAAAUCAACAUUUGAAAUGCAUGGCAGAGCGUCCGUUUCAAUGUCUUUACAUUAGUGGUGGAAAAAGUACCUAAUUGUCAUACUUGCGUAAAAGUAAAGACACCUUCAUAGAAAAUGACUCAAGUAAAAGUG
Messenger RNA from Oncorhynchus kisutch (coho salmon), 10097 nucleotides. RefSeq names its product pappalysin-1-like. The record is from RefSeq and is a predicted model, not a curated record. Gene Ontology annotation, biological process: proteolysis; cell surface receptor signaling pathway. Gene Ontology annotation, molecular function: metalloendopeptidase activity; protein binding. The transcript is spliced from 22 exons. NCBI's taxonomy places the organism in Eukaryota, Metazoa, Chordata, Actinopteri, Salmoniformes, Salmonidae.